AGCCUCAUACUCGUGUGGCUUCCACCAAGGGGCUUAACUCUAGCUCAUGUUGCUGUCUAACUUGUAAAACGGCCACGGAGUCGUAGUCGAAGUCGUUGUCCGCUUGUGUCACGCUCGACGAGGCCACAACAUCCCUAAAAGCGCUAAGAGAAAAAAUGCCGUCACUGGCACAGAGUCCAGAUGCAACGAAGCCCCUGGUCACGCCUCUUCUGGCGGUGGCCCCAUCACCUGCAAAGUCGAGCAGUCCGACGAAAGGCGACGUGCUUUCGUUGAAAGACCGCGAGGAGAAGGUUUCUUUUUGUUUGUCGGAUUGUUUGCAGUAAUUCUGCGGAAACAGAAGUGAAAACCCAAGGAGGUGGGAACGUCACCAGAAAUAGAACCGGUUCUCCUUCUAGUAGCUUUCUUUACGUAUACUAUACCUCAAAUUUUUCUACUUACAUUUGUUUCCAGGCCCGCGUAGCGAAACUUGCAUUGGCCGCAGCUGCGCAUCCACCGAGUUAUGUGUACGACGUGCUGGAGCAGGCCUUGCCUUACUGGAACCAGGCUUUGGAAGUUUUUGCCUACAUCAUCCCGAAAAUAGUUUUCGUCUGGACCAAAAGCACCGAACUCUACGCCGCACUGCCGGUGGAAAUAGCGAUGUGCCUAUACGGUCUGGCACUCUGCUUUUUUGGCGGGUAUUGCUGAGUCGUCGAUUCUAAAGUACUUAGUCGAAGGAACAAUCGCAUGACCUGCUUAGAGGUUGAGAUGAUACGAAAUCGCAGUAUUUAAUCCCUGCUAGUGGAGGACGUCCUAGUGCUUUGCUGUAAGUACCUGUACCAGAUGGAUCAGGAUUUGGUUCGUAAUGCUUUUGAACAAUUUCUUCAGGACUUACGUGGUGGCCAUCAGUGCGAUCGAGGCCUUCAAAAUGAGCGGGGGCGACAAGAUCUCCGCCUGCUGGAAGGACAUCUGCGAGGAGUACGCUGUGUUGCGGGAUCGCAAUCAGGAAGACGACGUCGAAGACCUGGACAACGACGGUAUUGCGGACGUGUUACAGAUUAGCCAGCGGGAGUUGAUGCAGCGAAAAAUCAAACUUGUUGUCUCUUCCAUCGAUCCAGACAAAGUAUCUGGUGCGGUAGGAGGCCUAUACCAAGGGUACUGCGUAACGACCACAACUCAUGUUGAUUCGUCAGGUUCAUUCGCUCCUCUUUUUUGCUUAUGAAUGCCAUUGAUGUAGUCGAGAAGGUCUGUGUCUGUCUUUGCACGUGUGUGCAGAUGAGGCUCGAGGUCUGUAUCUGCCCUAGAUGAAAACCGUCCAUACAGCUGUCGCUAUGGGCAGUCUGUAGCGGAACUUAAAUAUUUUUCAUCUGCAUUAACUUGCGCAAUUCGUACAAACCAGUUUUCUCUCCGUGCUGAUGACCGUGAAGUUCCAGUUCGCACAGUCGGUCGCGCUGGCGGUGAGCAUGGCAGAGAAGGCCCGGAAGCCCUGUGCCGUGGUGCUGACGCCACUGCUCGCCACCGCUUUGCUAUCCAAGGAAAGAAGUGUUACAGUUUCACAUUUGUUGGAAUUUCAGCAUCACAAAUUUGCUCUGCAUGGCGAAGAAAACUUGUAAUGCGCAGACCAUAAGGGAGCACACGAAUGGAAUGAGGCUGGCACGCGUUUCCUGCAUGACAGAGGUUGUCUGUCUUGCUUGUCUUGCAUGAGAGUGUGUAACUGUAACACUUUUUUCUCACGAUAUCUGCCGCCCGAUUCCGAGGAUUGGAUCGUCGCCUUCAUCGACUACUUGACGAAGAUAUCAAAUGUAAAAAUGUCUGGGUCUGGAAGAAUGCAACUUGUCAUGCUAAAUCUGAAGCAUGCAAGAAUCUGUGUUGCGUGAUUACCAAAAGUCGUCCAGUUUUGACCAAGUCGGGAGGGAGUUUCUCAUGCAGGAUAGGCAUGGGAAAGAUCGCACAGAGUCUGUCAUGCUAGGUCCUGCAUUCCAGACCUCAUGGGUCAUGGAAAAGCUGCAUGACAAAUCGUGCAUUCUUCCAGACCCAGACAUUUUUGCAUUUGAUAGAAGACGGUGGCGCUGCUGUUCGCGUGGACGCUGCAGAAAAUGGUGUGCGCGGUGCAGAGCGCCAUUGCCGGGGGGCACAUCUUCGCGCAAAACCUGCUCUACUUCCUGUCCAAGAAACUGGGCGUGGAAAACAUCGACCUGGACGAAACCAUGGUCGACGAAUACAUCGGGUGGGCCAUUGCAGCGUGCGGCAUCUACUUCCAGCUGAUUCACGGGUUCUCCCUGAGCUUUCCCUUUUCCCUCAUCCUCUUUCCGUUGAACAUUGUCGAGUUCGCCCUUGAGUGGGUUGUUACGUGGUUGGGCUGAAGAGCCGGGCCUGGCUGGGUAGAAAAAGAAGCUUCUUGCAUCUGCCAAACAUCAUACCGUGUAGAAAAUUUUUUUGUGUGUUUGUGUAUCAACAAUCUUCUUGAUUUACCUCUGGACGACGCUUCAGAUCUUGAACAUUGCGGUGCUGAGGGCGAUUUUGUCACAAGUUGCGUGGUAGUUUUUAGAAGCGGAAUCGCUGAAGUUCCUGACUCCUUUGUUUAUAUGCUGUAGCAACGGCGCCAGCAGAAGCACGACAUCAUGAACAUAUCGUUCAGAGCAGCCAGCCGCAGCCUAUGGUUGAAAAUAGUGCUGCAUUGUUGGUGCAAAAAGUAAUCCAGCUUUUUUGCAUCUUGCCGAAUGAAUGUACUUAUGCAGGAACGUCGAAAUGGACAACAUGCAUCACCAUUCGAAGCUUCCACAUGGCCGUAAGAGUAAAGGUCCGAGUGCCCGGCUGCCCGGAAGGAUUGUUUGUCU
Amoebophrya sp. A120 is the source of this 2813-nucleotide messenger RNA. The record is from the annotation of a GenBank genome assembly. Lineage: Eukaryota; Dinophyceae; Syndiniales; Amoebophryaceae.